Molecule: messenger RNA, 2598 nt
Organism: Leptosia nina
Lineage: Eukaryota; Metazoa; Arthropoda; Insecta; Lepidoptera; Pieridae
Source: the annotation of a GenBank genome assembly
AUGUUAAGGCAGUAUGUUCGUGUUUGUAAUAUAUCGCCGUAUAAUAUCUUCCUACUUAGAAAUAAAAGUAGUCUAGAAUUAUGGGACAGCAAUAUAUCAACAGAAAUAAAAUUAGAAAUAGAAAAGCAUUGGAAUUCUACUGUUCAACAAAAUGAAAAUAAAGGAGAUAAAAAUGUUUAUAUUCUCCCUAUGUUUCCAUACCCCUCAGGUAAUUUACACAUGGGACAUGUAAGGGUUUACUCCAUUUCUGAUACUAUUGCCAGGUUUCAUAAGCUAAAUGGUUUUAAUGUAAUACAUCCCAUUGGUUGGGAUGCAUUUGGUUUACCUGCUGAAAAUGCUGCUUUGGAAAGAAAUGUCAAACCUCACAUUUGGACAAAGAGUAACAUUGAUUCAAUGAAAAAGCAACUCAUUGAACUAGGAUAUAAUUUUGACUUGGAUAGAGAGUUAUCCACAUGUGAUCCAAGCUAUUAUAAAUGGACUCAGUAUAUAUUCUUAAAAUUAUUUGAAAGAGGUUUAGCAUAUCAAAACGAGGCUAUUGUUAACUGGGAUCCAAUUGACAAGACAGUUUUAGCAGAUGAACAAGUUGAUGAUAAUGGCUGUUCCUGGAGGUCAGGAGCUAAAGUACAAAAGAAGGUACUUACACAAUGGUUUAUUAAAACAACACAGUUUGCUAAAGAUCUUUAUGAUGGUCUGGAUGAAGAAUAUUUAGAAAAUUGGAGAGAUAUCAUAAAUUUACAAAAACAUUGGAUUGGUGACUGUGAUGGCUCUGUGGUUACAUUCCAAAUUAAAUUGAAUUCAGUAUUGAGACCUUUAGACAUUUGGACAGCAGACCCUUACAAAUUUUUACAUGCAGAAUAUGUAGUUAUAAACAGUAAUAAUGUCAUUUUAAAAGAUCUUACAGAAGAAGAACAGAUUAAUUUAAAAUGUUACAACCCCCUGACAAAUGGUGAAAUGAACGUAUAUAUUUAUGAUAAUAUAUCUUAUCCAGAGGGAAGAGAGAUAUAUUUAGCCUGUCCUACAAUGGACCCUAAAGAUAGAAAAAUAUCAGAACUAUUAAAUAUACCUUGCAAUCAGUACAAAACAAUUGAUAUUAAUAAAGAAAAUAAAAGAGCUAUUCAAAAAGCACAAGAGAAAAAUUGUGGUGGUUAUUUUGUUAGUUCAAAGUUAAGAGACUGGUUAAUAUCAAGGCAGAGAUAUUGGGGAACACCAAUACCUAUUAUUCAUUGUGAAAAAUGUGGAACAGUUCCUGUGCCAUAUACAGAUCUUCCAGUAGAAUUACCUCAACAUUCAUUUCAAGAAAAGAAUAUUUUUACACUUUCUAAAUUUGAGGACUGGUUGAAUUGUGAAUGCCCAAUAUGUAAAGGAAAAGGAUUGCGUGAAACUGAUACAAUGGACACAUUUGUAGAUUCUUCAUGGUAUUAUUAUAGAUUUUUGGACCCUUCAAAUAGAAAUGUGCCGUUUGAAAAAAGUGCAUUGAUUGGUAAAACCCCAGUUGAUUGUUAUAUUGGAGGCAAAGAACAUGCUGUUCUACAUUUAUACUAUGCACGUUUUAUGAGUUACUUUCUACAUUCACUUGGAUGGACUCCAACGAAGGAACCAUUCAAAAGGCUUCUGGUUCAAGGAAUGGUUAUGGGUCAAUCAUAUAAAGUUAAAUCUUCUGGUAAAUACAUUCCUAAAGAAGAUGUAGAAAAGACGGGCAAAGUAUAUAGAGAGAAAAGUUCAGGUGAAGCUGUUAGAGUACAGUGGGAGAAAAUGAGUAAAUCAAAACAUAAUGGUGAAAGUCCUUUAAGAUUACUAUCAACCUAUGGAUGUGACACAACACGUCUUCUCAUAUUAGCAGAUGUACCACCAGCCACUACUAGAAAUUGGUCUGAUGCAACUCUACCUGGUGUUUUGAAUUGGCAACAUAGACUUUGGAUAACUUUAAGGGAAUUCUUGACGAAUCGUCGUAACUCGGCCUUAAUAAAUAAUAAGAGCUUAUCACCUGAAGCAUUCAAUAAACUUGAGAGUAAAAUAUGUGAUGCAAGAAACUAUUUUACUGCAACAUCUACAUACCAUUUUAAAUAUACACAAAAAUUAAGUGUGGGAAUUUCACAGCUACAAAGUUUAACAAAUACCUUAAGAAACAAUGUGCCAGCGGAAAUUAUAGUGAAAAGCAAAGAGUUUGAAUUAGCAUUAGCAUCGUUAAUUAUAAUGCUGUCACCCAUUACACCACAUUUCUGUGCAGAACUCUGGGCAGGAUUAACCUCUGCUCCUAAUCGUAUAUCGAAUGACUCGGGACUAAUUGCUUGGGACAAAGAUAUAACAUGUCAGAGAUGGCCAAUUGUGGACGACCACUUUAAAUUAUCGUUACGGUGCAAAGUUGAUGGUGCACCUAUUUGUGAUCUGAAAAUUCUGGCCACAGAGUUACCUUACAUAACAAAAGAGAAGGCUUUAGAAAUGGUUAUGAAGGAGGAACCAGUAAAUAAAAGAUUAAGAAGGGAUAUUAAAAGGAUAAAAUACGAAUUAUAUCCAGAUUGUCGUGCAAUUCUUCAUAUUUUUACGAUACAAAAUGCAACAAAAAGUGAUAAAAUGGAGCAAGCUGGAUCUGCUGUUUAA